GCUGGAGCGCGGUGUCAGCCAGGACGAGCACGGCCAGCGCUUUGCCUGCGAGUUGCAUCUCGCAUCCGUGCCAGCCAUCCCAGGGCCAAGGCUGGCAGCAGUGGCCUGCCAGAAAUUGGGACCUACUUGGGCUUUUCCCAGCUUCGGCCGUUGCCAUCUCGUGACUCAGGACGUCCAGUCACUGGGUCAAGAAGACUUGGACGCGGCUGUGCGGGAGGCCAUAUUCAGCACCGUCGCUGCGGCACGGGCAGAAGGCUUCCAUGUUCAAGUCUGCCGGCACGACCUUUUCCACGGUCACCUCUUUCGCGGUGAACGCGGGGAGGUUGGCAUCUUACUUCAUGCAUGUGAAUACCCAUCGCAGAACGAUGACUUUCCGGUGAAUCUGGGCUUCUGCCAGGCAGACACCCAGGUGAAGUACGAGGAUACGGUGAUGCAGCACCGCAACAUUCUGCUCCUCUUCUCUCGACGUCUUCGCGCGUUCGUCCUCGAUGCCGAGUCUGAUUGCGUCAAGGCGCUGAUUCCGGAGUACGCUCGAAAGCCGAUGUACACACUCUACGAGGACACCCUGGGGGAGCCUCUGGCAGACAUGUACUUCUUGUCGAGCGAAGAGAAGCUCGGCUGGGUGCAAAGGCGCAGCUCCAAAGUACACCUCUGA
Messenger RNA from Symbiodinium necroappetens, 655 nucleotides. NCBI's taxonomy places the organism in Eukaryota, Dinophyceae, Suessiales, Symbiodiniaceae. The record is from the annotation of a GenBank genome assembly.